This is a messenger RNA of Penicillium chermesinum, 1239 nucleotides long. RefSeq lists its product as uncharacterized. NCBI's taxonomy places the organism in Eukaryota, Fungi, Ascomycota, Eurotiomycetes, Eurotiales, Aspergillaceae. Gene Ontology annotation, biological process: positive regulation of transcription by RNA polymerase II. The transcript has a single exon. Gene Ontology annotation, cellular component: nucleus. The record is from RefSeq and is a predicted model, not a curated record. The coding region runs from base 1 to 1239 and encodes 412 amino acids. Gene Ontology annotation, molecular function: DNA-binding transcription factor activity; transcription cis-regulatory region binding.
AUGGGAAUACUGUAUGUCACCACCUUUCUCCCAAGCCACAACACUAGCUCACCUCAAUCCCCAGAUGUAAGGCUGGUCUCGUCCAAUGUGCCCGCACUAGACGGGCCAGAGAACCCCUACCGCUAUGUCUCAUUCACAGCGCUCUCAACCCCAAUCCUGCGGGAGACCAUCGUCUGCAUCGCGACAGAGCACAUGCUGAACUUUGGGCUAGGCAGCGUAUCAACCGCCGCGCAGCGCCAGCAGCGCAUGCUCCGAACCAUAAGCCAGAACCUGCAGCUGAUAAUCGGGCCAGGGGCCUGUAGCACCGAAGACGCCAGCGUUGCAUCGCCCAACAAGCUCGAUCGCGAGGCUCUCCUCACAGCCGUUGUCCUACAAGGCGUCGUGGUCGUCCAAUCCGAAGACGGCGUGCUAGAACCCCAUGUUCGCUGCGCCUCGUUCCUGAUGGAAACGCUGGGCCGCUUCCACGACGUCCCGCCCACCCCCAUCGCCCGGAUGACCGUCCAGCGGUACGCAAUGGUCGAUCUCAUGCUCGCCUUCUCGCGGCAACGCCGGCCCUACGCCCCAGCGGACUUCGUGUUGCACUCCCCCGACGCAGAGCGCUGGGACUGCUCGGAGCCCUCCUUCCAUAAAAUGACAGGCUGUCCGCAGCCACUCAUGUGCUUCCUUGUGCGCAUCGCCCAUCUAGCCUGCGACGUGCAGGAAAGGCCGCGACACAGCAGCGUUGAUGACGUCCUGCGUCGAGCGCACAGCCUGGAAAGCGACCUCCGGACUUGGGGAACACGCUACACAAGGACCGUCGACGUGGGCCGCGACCCCCUGGAUAUCCUCACAGAGUGCUUCUACUGGACGGCGCAUCUGCUGCUCGCCCGGCGGGUGUUUCGAGACCCCACGCGCUCGGCGCGGGUUCAGCAUCUCGCCCAUACGUGCUUCGGGCUGAUGGAUCAGUUGUCAACGGGGUGCGGGCCGGACUCGUCGCUGCCUCAGCCGUUCUACCUUGCGGCGAGGGAGGCGCUGUCGGACGAGGAUCGGGGGUGGGUGCGCCAGAAACAUGAGUCUAUGACGGCGUUUUAUCGGGAGCAGCAGCGGAAUCUGGCGAUGCGGUUGACCGAGCGUGUUUGGGAGAUUACUGACCAGGCUGAGACAUUGGGCCCUGACGAGAGUGACAUUGAGAUGACCGUGGACGCGGCAGACCGGCGCAUCAGAGUCUUGGACGAGGAGUCAUGGUUCUUCAUCUUCUGA